This is a messenger RNA of Callithrix jacchus (white-tufted-ear marmoset), 6911 nucleotides long. RefSeq names its product adenylate kinase 4 (gene AK4). The record is from RefSeq and is a predicted model, not a curated record. Gene Ontology annotation, molecular function: AMP kinase activity; ATP binding. Gene Ontology annotation, cellular component: mitochondrion. Gene Ontology annotation, biological process: nucleobase-containing compound metabolic process. Lineage: Eukaryota; Metazoa; Chordata; Mammalia; Primates; Cebidae.
UCCUCUCUCCACCGCUCCUCCUACCGCGAGGAAAAGCCCAGGCCACCGGGCCGAGGGAGGGUCGAGAACCACUCAGCGAAAAACCCCGAGCUUCCCUCUCACGCUGCCUCCUCAAGGCAGAGCCGGCCCCGUACCCCUUAAUCCCGGCCUCCCUGGCCCCCUUCCCCGAGUCCUUAGAGAGCCAUGCGCCCCCUCCCGCGGGAACCCGGAGGCGGAGCGCCGCCCACCUGUGGCAGUCGGGCGGGGCUGCGCGCCGGGAACCUGUGGCGCCGUGGGGCUCGCAGCCACGCGCUUCUCCAGCCCCUUCACGCAGCCUCGGGCCUCGUGGCAGAGCCCUGGGUGGCUUUGAAAGGCUUGUUUGUUCGCUGUCGCCUUCUAAGGCUGGAGUGCAGUGGCGCAGUCAUAGCCUGCUGCACCCUGGAACUCCUGGGCUCAAGUGAUCCUCCCGCUUCAGUCUCUGGAGUCCCUGGGCCUACAGAAGUUGGUGAGAUGGCAAAGCAGUACAUAGAGAAAAGUCUUUUGGUUCCAGACCAUGUGAUCACACGCCUAAUGAUGUCCGAGUUGGAGAACAGGCGUGGCCAACACUGGCUCCUUGAUGGUUUUCCUAGGACAUUAGGACAAGCGGAAGCCCUGGACAAAAUCUGUGAAAUGGAUCUAGUGAUCAGUUUGAACAUUCCAUUUGAAACACUUAAAGAUCGUCUCAGCCGUCGCUGGAUUCACCCUCCUAGUGGAAGGGUAUAUAACCUGGAUUUCAAUCCACCUCAUGUACAUGGUAUUGAUGAUGUCACUGGUGAACCAUUAGUCCAGCAGGAGGAUGAUAAACCUGAAGCAGUUGCUGCCAGGCUAAGACAGUACAAAGAUGUGGCAAAGCCAGUCAUUGAAUUAUACAAGAGCCGAGGAGUGCUCCACCAAUUUUCUGGGACGGAGACGAACAAAAUCUGGCCCUACGUUUACACGCUUUUCUCAAACAAGAUCACACCUAUUCAGUCCAAAGAAGCAUAUUGACCCUGCCCAGUGGAAGAACCAGGAAGAUGUGGUCAUUCAUUCGUGUGUGUAGUAUUGGUGCUGUGUCCAAAUUAGAAGCUAGCUGAGGUAGCUUGCAGCAUCUUUUCUAGUUGCAGUGGUGAACUGAUAGGGAAACAGUUGAGCAGAAAGUGUUCACGAAGAGGCCCUCCUCUGCCUUUCAAAAAGAAGGUCACCUACACGUUUAAGGUGUCUCUGCACAUGUCUCAAGCCCUUCACAAGAAAGCAAGUACAGUGUGGAUUUCAAACGGGGUGUAACUUCAGCUCCAGCUGAUUAUUGACAGCUGUGUUGUUGCUGUGGUAUCCUUUUUUACACGUGUUGGUGAUGGUCUCUGGUUCUCCCCAACCCCUCAAAGGCUGUUGAACCACAGCACCAAGAAGGCUGAGAAUGAACACGAAGGGCUCUAGCCCAGGCUUUGUCCUAGGCUGUGUGGUGUGUGCCCUCCUGGUGACAGUGAAAUUGAAGCUGCUCACAGUGGUUGUUUCUCUGGUGUUGAGUGACUGUGUCCACAGUUCAUUUUUUUCCAGUAGGAAUAACUUUUUUCUGCAUCCAUACUCCAUAGAGGCUCUCCUUUUCAGACAUCCUGAGAUGAAAGAAUUUAGCUUCUGGUUUUUUGUUUGACUUUUUUUUUUUAACAUCUGUUUUCACUCUUAGGCUAUUAAACAAAACAGAUUGUUACUGCUCUUUUCCCUCUCAAAUUAAGAACUGAGAGCAAUGGGACUGUAUUGAAUCACUAUACACCAGGAACUGAGCUAUGAAGAGGAUCUUACUAAACUGCUGGUGUGACUCUCAUGGAUUAACACUGUUCCUUUCUUUUGUUGUGAAAAUAACCCCUAAAAGUCUUAGGAACCCCCUAAAGUCUUUUGGGAAUCUGCAAAAAGGAUGGGAAAUAUAAGUAUUUAGCUACAUAAAUGUUAUAAGGUCUUAUGUGUAGAAGUAAAAAGAUCAUUUGGAAUUACUGGACUAAUUGAAUAGUUAAGGUUUCUAUUCAGGACAAUAAAAUGUAUUUUGAAAGUGUUGCUAACUAUUGAUGCUGACAGUGUUUCACUCCUGUGAGUGACCCAAACAUACUAUAAAUAGGUGGUGAAAGGAAUGGAGCCUGUGGGGUUGAGCAGAAUGUUGUACUGGCUGCCCCUGGACUGAGUAUAACAGCUUUACAAUUAUAGGAAAACAAAAUCUUUUUUUUUUUUCCUGUUCCAAAGAUUCAUCCUAUGGGGUGGCCAUAAAGUCUAGAAUUAGAUACUAAUAUUUUGUCAUUCAUUAUAACAUAAUAUCAAUAAACCAUUUGCUAAAAGAUUUGCCUUGUUUCCAGACUUGGUGGCCACCUUGAAUAAUUUUUGCUGUCCUCUGGGAAGGAUGAUGAAAUUUAUUCCUGCUGCCUUAAAAAUAUAUAUCCCUUCAUGCAUCAUGACUGUCCCCAGCGAGUGUCCUUUACUAUUCCUGGGAGUGACUUCUGUCUAACUUUUCAUACCGGUGAGACGGAAAGAAGCCUAUUUUAGUACUUCAGUGGUGUUGAAACACAUUACUUACUUUCUGAAGAUGCUCCAGUGAAUCCUCUGUCAAUUCACUGCCAUAAAUAAUCUGUAUGAUAAUCCAUCUUCCUUCUAGGUACUGCCCAAACUCUUGCCAGCUCCUCUCCCAUUGUCCCUUCAUGUGAAUGUUUUUUGGAUACCUUAGUGGAAAUAUAGAGCAGCCUCCUCCCCAUCCUCUCAAACAUAAUGACAUUGUUUACUAUUUAGGUUUAUAUAGUAAAGAUGCCCAGUCGGGUCUAUGAAUCAUCAGUGCGUUAUAUUGACUCUGAGCACUUUAGAAUUUAGAGUUGCAAUUGAAUGCCAGUUUGUGGAGAUGGGGUGCAUAUUGGAUAUGGAGAUAAAAGCUCAGGUUUGCUGGAGAACCAAGUAUAAAGAAAAAUAAGUUUGACAUGAGGAAAAUGCAUGAUUUAGAGUAGUUCUGCUGUAGAGAAAAUUUCCACAAACUGGGAAAUGUAGAGAGUUAUUCUAUAGAAUAAUCAAAAGGAAAGUCUGUGCUUUUUUGGCAACAGGAAAGUCUUCAAACUUCUUUCUUCACUUCUCAUGUUUAGGUGACCCUCCAAUGUGAUCAUUGCCUUUGGAGUUUGGGAGAGGUUUGGGAAAUGGCUGAUCCCUGUUUCCAUACUUUCCUCGUCCACCCAUCCUUCCCUCCCUCUUCUCCAGCUAAAUGGACAAUUCUGGCCAACAUUGAGUCACUCAGUAGGUCUCAACAGUGGGUGUGUUUGCUGAGAUUGUCCAGCAGUUGAGCGGUUUGAUCUCACCUCCCUUGCUAGGCAAGACCAAAAAAAGACAAAUAUCUUUCCCAUGAUCUUUGAAACAUAAUGCUUAUUUCAUGGUCAAUGGCCUUUAAAAAAAUCUAUUUCUGGUUUUCUUCAACGAACUCACUAGUUUUCCCUUAAAUGAUUUUGUAAAACUUAAGGUUAUCUUCAAAAUGUUUUGCCAAAAGUAAAAGUAAAGGGAUGUCUUUCCCUGUUUUUUUUCUACUAUCACAUAUGACCGUUCCUUCACCAUUAAGCAAAGCAAGUGGUUGAAAUGGUUUCUGAGGUGCCAACCUGACUUCGCAUUCUGUCAUUUUACCCAGCUCUUAAUUCAGUUUGCUUCCAUUAUCCUAACAGAUUUCUUACUUAGAACUUGGAAAUGCUGCUGUGUUUAAUACCCUCCAACACUAACGCAGACUUAAGAUAGGUACUGUUUAUUGAACACCUACUGAGUAAAAUGCGGUUUUAGGACCUUUAUAAACAUUUAAUCUUUCCAGCAUCCUAUGAAACAGUCAUGAUUUCAUGUUGAUAAACAAGACAGGGAUCCCAGGGAUGUGAAGCAUCUUGCUCAGGCUUCUGCAGCUGAUGACCAGUGUAGCCAGGAUUCCAGCCCAGGUUUUCCUGACUCCGAAGACUGAACUUAUUCCUGGAUGUUUUCAAUAACUACUUGUGUCCAAGCAACCAAGGGCCUUGAGUCUGCUUGGUUCUGCUUGUGGCCUCAGAUCAAGAAUAACAGAGCUAGUCUAGGUAUGGACUAGGAGCUAGUCCAUGCCUGUAGUCCCAGUGCUUUGGGAGGCUAUGAUGGGAAAAUUAGCAGAAGUUCAAGACCAGCCCGGCCAAUAUUACAAGACUCCAUCUCUACAGAAAAAUUAAAAAUUAGCCAGGCCUGGUGAUAUAUACUUGUGGUCCUAGUUACUCAGGAGACUGAGGCAGGAGGAUUGUUUGAUCCUAGGAGUUCGAGGCUGCAGUGAGCUAUGAUUGCACCUCUGCACCCCAGCCUAGGCAACACAGUGAGACCCUGUCUCUUUAAAAAAGAAAGUAGCAGAGCUCGAGCUGACCAAAGUGAUGUUCACCUUUUUGUGAUGUUCCUUUCCUCCUCCUCCUCUUGCUUAAGCAAAGAAAGCUGCUAGAGGGGAGUCAGUCUUCCUGCAUAAGACCUCCUUUAUGAAUAGAAUAAAAGGCUGUCAGAGUAGGCUGGGCUUGGGUCCAGGCUAAUCUGUGAAGGAAGCAAGCUCAUGUUCCUUAUCACUUUCGAUGUCCACUGGGUCAUGCCCCUGAAGUGGCCUUUACCCUUGAGCUAUCCCCAGCCAUGGUGCUCACACAUAGGCUUUUGAGCUCCUUGGAGCUAUCCAGGACCCGGCUCACUUUCUUUCCUGAGAUCAGAACAAAUCACCUCCUUACUCCCACUCCAAACAAGGUCUUGAUGAUAAAUGAACCCUCAAAGUGCUGGUAGGUAAACAAACGAUGAUGGAGCAUCGAACACAGAUUAACUCCUGACAUUUGUGCGAUUGUCUCUAGAUUCCAUUACACAUUAACAUGACUCUGAAUGCCAAAUCCAAAUCUUUGCCCAUCAUCUGCUUGUCGUGCAACAGUUGAGGCAGUAACCACGGGAGAUUCACUUCCUGUUUUGUCCUUCCCCAGGGAUUACUCCCCUGCUGCCCUCUGGCAGCCAAGCUCAGAUGAGCUCUGUUGUUACCCUAGGUGUGCCCGUCUCUGGUAGGGAAGGAGAAAGGUAAGAAUAGCCAUUAAUGAAGAAGGAUUCUUGGAGAGAGGUGCUGGUGUGGUUUUUUCUGCUACUUAAGAUGUUGAAACAGGAUAACUUAGAAAGAUGCCUGCACAAACCCAUAAAUAGUGCUUUUAUACGAUUUAGUUCACCAGUACCCGAGUUCAGCAUUUGACAUUAGCUUUUUGUCCAAGGAGUGAAAGCCUGCUGGAGGUCUUUGCUCUAAUAACAAAUACUGCUUACUUCCAAAUGUGUUCAGGUAGAGGCAGUAGGUACUGUUUGUUUACUCCAUGUUAGGUAUGUUACAUGCAUUGGCUAAUCAAAUACUUAUCAGCUACCUAUGUAAUAAUCUCAAUUGCCUCCUAGUUUUAUAAGUGGAAAUAAUCCUGUUUAUUUAAACGUGUUUUCAUGUACCUAUAGGGAUUAAUCAGGAAAUUCAAAGAGCCUUUUUUAUACCUUUCCCUAGUUUGAGCUCCCUGUUCUCAUUAACAGAUAGAACAAUGUAUUUACUUCAGCCUGGAAUCUUUUAUUUUUGGUGCUUCAGUGCAGAGACGGGAAACAGGUAGUUGCCCACUGUAUCUACAGAGGGCAUGUCUCAUCUUUGUUCUGCUGGGUAUAGGAUUUCACCUGUGAAUUCUGUUGAUUAUCUUUCACUUAGUUUCUUUACUUUCUGCAGUUGCUUUUGCUAAAGAGGCAGUUCGUAAGGUGAGGUCCUGUUCAUAGUAUGACUUGCUUUCUCACUGUCCCCUUCCAUUUUUAGUAUCUCUGGUCUAUUUGAUGUCUUUAACAAAAGAACCUGCUAAUGGAGACUUUUAAUAUGGUAAUGUGGUCUGGUAAUAAGUUAUUCCUUUCCACAUGUAAGUGACCCAGUUUCCAGAUGAGAAGUGUGCAAGCCUCAGAUGUUGAGAAGCUGUAUUUCAACUAUGAAAAAAAUCUGCUUCCUGAAUCUGUUGAAAUAUAAUUGUUCAUACUUGCCAUCCCUUAUCUUUCUCAUAACAAUUUGCACAGUUCUUGCCAGAAUAAAUGCCAUUAUCUAUAUGUUUCAGGGAAUUCCCCAAUUUGAUCAGUGAGGUUUGUGUGUGUGUGUGUGUGUGUGUGUGUGUGUGUGUGUGACUCAGUAAAACACUUCUAAAGGGUGAAAGCUCUUGUAUGGCAUAUAUAUGAAUUACUUCCUCUGGAAAUAAUCAGGUUAUUCCCGGAAACGCAGUGUCAUUCUUUAAGUAAAAGCUUUCCUGUUUAAAGCUUUUCAAAGGAGCAGACCACCUUGAAGAUUCCCCCUAGGGUUGAUAUGUGUCUAAUUCAUUUUAUAAAAUUAUUCUUGUCUUCAUUUUAAAGCUUUGGCUGUAUAGUCAGAAAUGUCCUAAAUAACAAACUAUUUUGUAUUUAAUUUAGAGAAGAGUAAAGGGAAGAAAAACGAAAACUCCGUCUUUAUGUAAGCUCCAAGGAUAUUAGGGCUUAGAGGGCUUUUCUAGUUUUAUGAGAAUUUGUACUACUGAUUUUUAUAUAUUCUUGUUUUUGAGAUGGACAGAUCUCUGGGGAAAUUGUUGAGUUACAAUGGCAUUUCACUGUGAUCCCUCUCAAGCUCACGUCAGUUCUGUAACCCAAUGAUGACCUGUCUCUUUGGUUUACUGUCCUGUGAAAUGUCCGCUCAAGUUUCCCAGAAGUCGUGUGUUUACGAUGAGUCAGAGUGAUUUUCCUUGGUGGGAUGGUUGUUGGCCUUCUUAAUUUUGGUGUAUGUGCUUCAAAGUAUCUAAAUCUCCCGUCUGAUCUGUUUAUGCUAUCCUAACUGUUAAUUUUAUUAUUGAUUAUUUUGAUUAUCUUGCUUGAAGGUUCAUACUUCUCAAUUUGAUAGAAAUAAAGUUUUUUUCUGCUUAUAA